Molecule: messenger RNA, 2055 nt
Organism: Passer montanus (Eurasian tree sparrow)
Lineage: Eukaryota; Metazoa; Chordata; Aves; Passeriformes; Passeridae
Product: translation initiation factor IF-2-like
Exons: 2
Coding region: 253-990 (245 amino acids)
Source: RefSeq, a predicted model, not a curated record
UCCCCAGUCCCCCCAGUUUCCCCAGUCCACCCAGUAUCCCGCAAUCCCCUCAGCAACCCCCAGUUCUCACAGAACAGCCCAAUUCCCCAUUGUCUCCAUUAUCCCAGAACCCCCCGCGAUUGCUGAGUUGCGGGAGGAGGGGCGAGAGGAUGAGACCCCCCAGAUAUCAGCGUUCCUCCAUGGGGGGAGUGCGAGGGCCUAUGGGGUGGGACGAGGGCAGUGACAUCAUGUCACUGGGUGUGUGACCCCAGCAUGAGGAGGGGCACGGAGGGCGUUGGGGCAGGUGGGAUCCCUCCCUUGGGGGCGGCAGCGACCCCCCCUCGGGGUGUCCUCGGGUCACCCCAGUUCUCUCCCUGCUCCCUCUCUCCCCCCCGGCAGGGUCCUUCCAUCAAGGGGGCGGCGGCCCCCCGAGACCCCCCCAGCCCCACAGAUCCCCGGGAAGCCCCACUGCUCGAGGGCCCCCCAGAGAUGAGACCUCUCCAGCUCCCCCAAAAGAGGCCUCUGGCCACGCCCAUCCCGGCCCGGCCCGGCAAUGCUGAAAGCCCCCAGGCUCUCUGUGAGGGGACCAAGCUCCCUGAAGGAGCUGCUGAGGUCAGAAGGGGCCGGGCUGCACCCCACUAUCCGUGGGGAGUGUGGGAAGGGCUUCAGCCGGAGCUCGGACCUGGCGCGGCACCGCAUCACCCACACUGGGGAGCGACCGUUCACCGGUGGCGCCUGCGGGAAGGGCUCCAGCCAGAAUUCCAACCUGGCCACACACCCGGGAGAAACCCUUCGGCUGCCAGGACUGCGGGAAGCGCUUCGGGGAGCGACGCACACCGGGGAGCGGCCGGACAGAUGCAGGGAAUGUGGAAGAGCUUCAGCGCCAGCUCCAACCUGCGGCGACACCGCCGGAACCGUGGCCGAGAGCGGCCCCACCUCUGCCCGGAGUGCGGGGACACUUUCUGGACCCCUGGCCAGCUCCGGAGGCACUGCAGGGAGCACGUGGUGUGAGGGGGAAGCGGGGUCAGCAUGGGGACAGCGACAUCUGGAUGGGCAUCAGGACACGUGGAUGGGGUUGGGACACAUGAAUGGGGAUAGGGACAUCAUGAUGGGGACACCAGGGUUGGGGAGGAGGGGGUGGGAUGGGGACAAGGACACCAGGGUUGGGGCACAAGGUGGAGAUGUGUUGGUUUGGCACAGCCUGGUUUUUGGCAAUAGGCGGGGGGGCACAGGGGUGGCUUCUGUGAGAAGCUGCUAGAAGCUUCCACCAUGUCUGACAUAGCCAGCUUCCCCUUCCCAGCACCCUGCAUGAGGAGAGGUGUUAAAUAGUGCCAGCACUGAUGGCAGCAGGGCUGCUUGGCCAACAGUGGAAGCACAACGAGCAACCCCUGAUGCAGAACCUAGACAAAAUCAACUUAGUGCUGCAGGAGCCUGCAGGAAUCUUUGAACUGGUGGAACUUGUUGGCAAUGGUACCUGUGGGAAGCAGUUUUUCUUCUAGCCAGAGAAGAGGAGGAAGUGAGAACAUGUGAGGGAAAACAAUAUGAUGGCACCAAGGUCAAUGGAAAAAGAGGGGGAGGAAUUGCUCCAAGUGCCAGAUCCAAGAUUCCUCUGCAGGCCAUGGUGAGGACUAUGUGAAACAAACUGUCCCCCUGUGAUGCACGCAGUCCACAGGGGAUGCAGAGAUCCACUCAGAGCCUGUGGGAAACGUGUUCAGGCUGGAGUGGGUGGAUGCCAGAGAAGGCUGUAAUCCAGUGGGAGACCUGAACAAAGAGAGAGGGCCCCUGCUUCCAGACACAGAGAGGGAGAGGACUCUUGCUUCCAAACUAGAACAGCCUGUUCUUAGAGCACUGCACCCCAUCCUUGCCACAACAGUUUUGGGACAACUGUUUGCCCAUGGGAGGGACCCCACAUCAAAGCAGAAAAAAGACUCCUCUCCCUGAGCAAACAGAAGAUCUCAAGUGAUGAAGUGACCAAAACCCCCAUGCCUGUAUCCCAGUGCUGUUGGUGGGAAGGAGGGAGGAAGAAAAAAGGUAUUGUAAAGGGCUUAUUUUACUUUUCCUUGUCCCCUUCUGACU